Molecule: messenger RNA, 1145 nt
Organism: Hibiscus syriacus
Lineage: Eukaryota; Viridiplantae; Streptophyta; Magnoliopsida; Malvales; Malvaceae
Product: GDSL esterase/lipase At1g29660-like
Exons: 5
Coding region: 15-1043 (342 amino acids)
Molecular function (GO): hydrolase activity, acting on ester bonds
Source: RefSeq, a predicted model, not a curated record
UUUUUGUAUCUUCAAUGGAAUCAAAGCUUAAACCAAUGGAGCUGGUGGCGAUGUUGUUAGUAUUGUUAAGCAUGUCAAACAAGGCGGAUGCAAGCCCGCAAGUGCCGUGCUACUUUAUUUUCGGUGACUCGUUAUCAGAUAAUGGAAACAAUAAUAACCUUCCGACGUUGGCCAAAGUAAAUUAUCUGCCUUACGGGAAUGAUUUCCCCCAAGGACCAACCGGAAGGUUUAGCGAUGGUCGAAACAUGCAUGAUUUUAUCGCUGAACUUUUGGGGUUCGAAGAUUAUAUUCCUGCUUUCGCCAACUCAGGAGGGAAAGACAUUUUCAACGGUGUAAACUAUGCGUCGGGUUCUGCAGGCAUUCGCAACGAAACUGGGAGACAUCUGGGUGUUUGUAUAUCUUUAGAUGAGCAAACAAAAAAUCACAAAACUAUUAUCUCAAAACUCAUGGAGUUAAUGCAAAAUUAUUCGGCCACGAAUUCGCUUUUAAAACAAUGUAUUUAUUCGGUUCAAACCGGAAGCAAUGAUUAUAUCAACAAUUAUUUCAAGCCGGAAUUCUAUAAAACCGGCCAAAGUUUCACGCCGUCGGAAUAUGCUACGGUGCUGGUUCAGUCCAACUUAAGGAUGUUUGGCGUGUACGGGAUAGGGAACAUUGGUUGCACUCCGUACGCAAUUUCGAUGUACGGAACUAAUGGGUCAGACUGUGUAGUGAAAUUAAACGAGGGAGCAACCCUUUUCAAUGAAAGACUGGAGCUACUCAUCCAUCAACUUAACACCAAUCUACCCGGUGCUAGAUUUACCUAUCUUAAUCCCUCCGGAACUCCAACUGAUCUUGCAACAUUAGUGACGAAUAGUUCAUGCUGCACAACUGGUGGCGGCGGAGAGCUUUGCCUUCAUAAUUCAAAGUCGUGUAGUAGCCCAUGGAGAUACGUAUUUUGGGAUGCUGUCCAUCCUACCGAGGCUUUGAAUAAAAUCCUCGCCGAGAGUGCAUAUGAGCAUCUCCGCUUGACAUUCAUCACUCUUCACCCGAACACAGGUCGUUAGCAGGGUGGCUUGCUUGUCAAGGCUAGAUUUGUUCAAAGCUUCGUGGUGACUGUUUGCACCAUGUUGUUUGUGUGUGUGGUUUGUUGUGAUCUUCCUUUAUUU